AUGUUUUUGGCCAUUUCACGAUUCCUCGGCGUCCCAGAGCCGUCUUCCUCCAUGAGCGCCACGACAAAGACACUCUACCAAACUCCUUUCAACGCGUACAGUGCCAUGAACGAUUUCGAGCUUGGCCCUCCUCCACCGCUCCACAUGACGCCAAAGCUGGUUCGUCAGGUCGCGAUGGAUGUCAAGCUCACAUCAACGUACAGUCUGCCUACGGACCUCUCGGUCAAGUCGAGCCGCACUGCCAAACUCUGCAUUGUUGUGAAUGCCGCAACAAGAAUGGCAUGAACCCAAUUGGACUGUUCAGUGCCUUUUGCGCUGUCUAAUAUGUCCCUAUUUAUUCGCUGUCGUCCCGUAUUAUUUAACCAUCUCAACACGACACUCUUUCGUCUUUGCGCC
Molecule: messenger RNA, 396 nt
Organism: Aphanomyces invadans
Lineage: Eukaryota; Oomycota; Saprolegniomycetes; Saprolegniales; Verrucalvaceae
Exons: 1
Coding region: 1-285 (94 amino acids)
Source: RefSeq, a predicted model, not a curated record